Messenger RNA from Durusdinium trenchii, 502 nucleotides. The record is from the annotation of a GenBank genome assembly. Lineage: Eukaryota; Dinophyceae; Suessiales; Symbiodiniaceae.
CCACGAACCACUAGGAUCUUGAUAUCGGUUCUUGAUCUAUUCCAGCCAUGCACAGCUCCAAUGUGCUGGAUGACUUGUUCUUGUGGUCAGCGGCGCAGCCCUACGGCCCUUUGAAGGAUCCUGGUCUGCCUUCCAGCCGGGAAUUGGACGAGCUGUUCCGAGCGAACUUGUUGAGCCAGCCGUCAAGCCCACCCGCGCUGAAGGCAGCAGGCAGCAGAGUUGGAAGAGGCGGCGAGAAGAGGAUGGAGACGGUCCCGGCGGUCCUCCCAGGAGCCUCGGGUGCCAAGAAGGCAGUUGCCCCAUGGAAGGGUGUCGUCGUCCGUUCGUGGACUUCUGGUGAUGAGAGCCGGCAAACGGAUGAAGCCAAGCGCGACAUCUUAAUGAAAGAAAGAUAUCACCCGCCGAGGGUGCAACGGGUGGGUCUCGGUUUGCGUGAUUUGGCUGCGGCCUAAGAUGAUGAAAGCAUGAGGCAGUUGUGUGGUUUGGCUCCUCUUUUGCUGCA